Molecule: messenger RNA, 4691 nt
Organism: Tachysurus vachellii
Lineage: Eukaryota; Metazoa; Chordata; Actinopteri; Siluriformes; Bagridae
Gene: lrrc8c
Product: leucine rich repeat containing 8 VRAC subunit C
Exons: 4
Coding region: 267-2681 (804 amino acids)
Molecular function (GO): protein binding
Source: RefSeq, a predicted model, not a curated record
CACGAGAGCGCGCAGAUCUACACCGCAGUCCCAAGGACAUGCUUGCUGCCUGCCUCCUUUAUUUAUCUCCUAAAAACCCGCUCGCGCUGUUCCAUUUUCGGGUCACAUUUCCUGCCAGGAAAGGGACCGAUAGGAGAAUAAAGAAGUGUAAAGCUUUCCAGGUCCCCGAUGCUCAAGCUUGGUGUAAUCUCACGGAACAGCAAGCAGCCCAUGAAGAUUAUCAAAAUAAUCCAGAAGAUUUGCUUUCCUAAGGUGAUCUAAGUAUAAUGAAAAUGAUUCCGAUUACGGAAUUCCGUCAGUUCUCGGAACAGCAGCCAGCGUUCCGAGUCCUAAAGCCAUGGUGGGAUGUCUUUGCCGAAUAUCUCUCAGUGGUCAUGCUCAUGAUCGGUGUGUUUGGCUGCACGCUGCAGGUAAUGCAGGACAAAAUCAUAUGUCUUCCUCAAAGGGUUUCUGCUCCAAACCAAACAGUGCCUUUGCUGAACCACACAGAGCUCGCAAGGGAUCCGACCAAUUCCUCCCUCCCACCUGUCUCCCCGGUGCCGGUAUCCUAUGAGAUGAAGGGACUCAAAACCAACUUGGAUCUGCAACAGUACAGCUUUGUGAACCAACUGUGCUAUGAAAAAGCUUUGCAUUGGUAUGCCAAGUAUUUUCCUUACCUGGUGCUCAUACAUACCCUUGUAUUCAUGGUGUGCAGUAAUUUCUGGUUCAAGUUCCCUGGCUCGAGCUCAAAAAUUGAGCACUUCAUCUCCAUAUUGGGAAAAUGUUUUGAUUCUCCAUGGACUACGAGGGCUCUGUCUGAGGUGUCAGGGGAGGGUCCAGAUGAGAGAGACCGCAAAAAGAACAGUGCAAGUAGAUCAAACCUUAAUACUUCCACCGUGGAGGGUAAUCUGGAGAAGACCCAGUCGCUGAGAUCUAUUCCGGAUAGGAUUGUAGUGGACAAACCAACAGUGAGUGCACUAGACAAAAAGGAAGGAGAGCAAGCUAAAGCAUUGUUUGAGAAGGUUAAAAAGUUCCGGCUUCAUGUGGAGGAAGGGGAUUUGUUGUAUCUCAUGUAUGUUCGACAGACUGUUAUUAAAGUGAUCAAGUUUGUUCUUAUCGUUGCAUACAACAGUGUUCUGGUGUCAAAGGUUCGAAUUACAGUUCAGUGUGAAGCAGACGUGGAGAAUAUGACCGGCUACAAAAAGUUUUUGUGCAAUCACACCAUGGCCCAUCUCUACUCCAAGCUCUGCUACUGCUAUUUGUGUUUUGUAAUAGUCUACGGAUUAACGUGCCUUUAUACAUCAUACUGGCUUUUCUACCGUUCUCUGAAAGAGUACUCUUUUGAAUAUGUGCGGCAGGAGACUGGAAUUGAUGACAUCCCUGAUGUAAAAAAUGAUUUUGCUUUUAUGUUGCACAUGAUUGACCAAUACGAUCCACUAUAUUCCAAGAGAUUUGCAGUGUUUCUGUCAGAGGUGAGCGAAAACAAGCUCAAACAACUCAAUCUGAACCAUGAGUGGACCGUAGAAAAACUGCGCCAAAAGCUACAGACUAAUGCUAGUGACCGAUUGGAGCUUCAGCUCUUUAUGCUCUCAGGGCUUCCAGAUACAGUCUUUGAGGUCACCGAACUGCAGUCCUUGAAAUUGGAGAUUAUUAAUAAUGUCACAAUCCCUCCAGCCGUUUCUCAACUGGAAGAUCUUCAGGAACUUUCUCUGCACCAAUGCACGCUCAAAAUCCACACAGGGGCCCUCUCUUACCUGAAAGAAAACCUUAAGGUCCUGCGUGUGAAGUUUGAUGACAUUCGUGAACUUCCUCUUUGGCUCUACAGUCUUCGAAAGUUGGAGGAACUCCAUCUGAUUGGAUCUCUGAGUCCAGAUGCUUCAAAGAACAUAACUUUGGACUCUUUACGUGACCUAAAGUCCCUUAAGACCUUGACACUCAAAAGCAACCUUACGAAGAUCCCCCAGUCAGUUGUGGACGUGUCCAGCCACUUGCAGCACCUGUAUGUGCACAACGAUGGCACCAAGCUGGUCAUGCUGAACAACCUGAAAAAGAUGACGUAUCUUAUAGAGCUUGAGCUGAUUCAUUGUGACCUUGAACGCAUUCCGCAUGCCAUCUUCAGUCUGACCCAUCUACAGAAGCUGGACCUUAAAGAGAACAGUUUGCGCUCUAUUGAGGAGAUCAUCAGCUUCCAGCACCUCCGGAAACUCACGUGCCUGAAGCUGUGGCACAAUGCGAUCUCUCACAUCCCUGAGCAUAUCAAGAAGCUGGGCAGUCUGGAGCGCCUCGAUUUUAGCCACAACAAGAUCGAGAUUUUGCCCUCACACUUGUUUCUGUGCAACAAGCUACGCAAUCUUGACCUUUCUAACAAUGACAUCAGCUUCAUUCCUCCAGAAGUAGGUGUUCUCCAGAGCCUUCAGUACUUCUCACUCUCAAGCAACAAAAUCGAGAUCCUCCCAGAUGAGCUCUUCUUCUGCAAAAAGCUGAAGACCCUCAAGCUUGGGAGGAACAAGAUUUCUGUGCUCUCACCAAAGAUUUCUUACCUGACUUCACUGAUUCAUUUGGAGUUAAAGGGCAAUCAAUUUGAAGUUUUGCCUGCUGAGCUCGGCUGCUGUCAAACCUUGAAGCGCAGUGGCCUUGUGGUAGAAUCCACCCUGUUUGACACUCUGCCUUUAGAAGUCAGGGAAUAUAUGAAAGCUGAGUGAUGUUCCUUAGCCUUGGUUAAAAAAAAAUCUCCGAUGUUUAGAAAAAAAGGAAACAUUACAAAUUCUUUUUAACUGAACUUGUAUCUCACUUCCACACACUCAAUAUUUUGACAUUUACGGGUGAGUACCUGCUUUUAAAUGCUUAGAUAUUUGAAAAACACAUGAUAUUAACAAAAGGAAACCUCUUUGGAGUAGAAUUUAGUAUUGUAUUGUAUUGUACUUCAAAGCUGAUUUAGUUGUUUUAAGGAUUUAAGACAACGUUACAAUUGAUCAUUCAUUUAUAUAAGCACCUUAUUAUGUAGAGUUCUCUACCAUAUCAAAGAAUAGAGAUUAGUCUCAGUGUUAACAUGUAUUCAAAGAGUCGUUGCAUUGCAUGUAUUGCAUUAUUAAUAAUGGUGAGGAUUUCGUAUGUAUAAGUUUUACAAAUCAUAAACUGAACCAUGUUGGCCUGCCAAGCUGCAGUAUUUUGCCUUUGUAAACGAAAUGACAACAUGUCUGCAGAGUCUUUUAUGGUUGCUAACAGUGGUGAUGGAUUGAAAAGGGCUAAUCUUGUGCAGUGAGUGUAUGUCAUAGUUAGAUCCGAUGUCACAACGUUUUUUUUUGUAGCCUAUCAAGUUAAAUGGAUAAAUCAUUGUCCUAGACUUUUACACCAAAACGACUUUAGUGAGCAGCCAGCUCCACUUAUAGAAGCGGACUGGAAUACCAGGCUACUACACAGAUUCUAUAUCACAGUUAUUGUGUAACUUUUAUGAUAUUUUACUAUUUUUUUAGAACGAAACUCUGAUUUUCUGCUUUUUGAAAUGAAUGAGUCAGAUCACUCGAGGUGAAAGGACAUGAAAUUCAUUGUUUUUAGGACGAGGAAUUUCACUUUAUGCUGAAUAUCUAUGAGAACAAAGACCUGAAAAUGUGUAGCCAAUAGUAACCAAGUGGGUGGUACCAUUGUCGCUCUGGUCAGCCAAAAAAAAAAAAAUUAAACUUACUUUCAUUUAGUGGUCACACCACCUUUACUUUUUCUAUCGUCUUUUUUGUUUGGCACACGCUUUGGAAAGGACUUUCAAAGUUAGCUAUUUCAUUCACUGACGUAUGUUUGGUAAAAUAUUUUUUUCUUUGUUUGCUAGUUUUUCUCUGCUACUACAACAGUUUGCACUGAAAUGUUAACAUCCCAUCAUCUUAUUCAAUAAAAUUUAGCAUGCUUAUAAUACAUAUGUAUAACAAGUGCAGAAACUGUAUCAAAAUAUACUCUAAUAUGUGUAUAUAUAGAUAUUCUUUAUUGAAUUAUGCAACUUACUUGUUGGGUCAUUAGAGUGUUUUGAAGGUUUACGCACUGAUGGUUAGAGGAAGUGGUGGCACCACAAUUACUUAGGUGUUCUCAGGUAAUCUGGCUAGUCCUUUUCUUUUUGCAUCACAAGCUGAAGGGAAUCUUUCAAAAUAUACCUCCUUUAAAUACACUACAAGAGUGCUAUGGUGUGCUGUUGUAAGCUAUUUCUUUAUUAACAAAUUUUGUAUAGUAUUGCUAAUAAGCAUUUUAUAGCUUGACUGAUGGCCAGCUUUCCAGUUUUAUUAUUUUGUGUUGUACAUACAAUCUUUUUCUACAGUGAUAUUUCAUCACUAUCACUACUAACUCAUAGGAUCUUACCUACUUUAUUUUUUAUUAUUUUUUUUUUAAAUCUGUCACUACCUCUCUGCAGCUCACUUAUUGCUUAUUCAGCUAUAUCCAAAUACAUUUUUGUUGGUUUUAGCUAGCAUAUACCUAGGUUCUUUCAGAUAAAAGGCAUUUGUUUAGACAAAUUAUAUGUACAGUAAUUUUUAUUAAUAUGAUUUGGAGCUGAAAGUGUGCCUAUUUAAAAGGGGGCAUUAAACUUGGACUCUUAAUUGCCAUUAGUUGCCUUUGCACUGUUAUACUGUAAGAUUUUAUACUCAAGUGCUUGCUGUAGUUUUCAAACUUUUCUUUUUUUUUUGUGCAAAAAACAUUUGGUUAACACACAAAAUAAAAAUGAAGAAUAUUCUGAG